Messenger RNA from Linepithema humile (Argentine ant), 1292 nucleotides. RefSeq names its product U5 small nuclear ribonucleoprotein TSSC4. Lineage: Eukaryota; Metazoa; Arthropoda; Insecta; Hymenoptera; Formicidae. The record is from RefSeq and is a predicted model, not a curated record.
ACACAACUUUAGUUUCUCAUCAAACGUGAUUUGACGUGAUUGAUAUUUACGCAGCUUACGAGCUCCUACACUGUGUUGGGAUUGAAAUAUAUGUAUAUUGCUUAUAACAUUGUUGAUUAACUACUGCGUUUAUUCGCAACAAAUGAAAGUAAUUCGACUUACUACAAUCUUACUGGAUUUAUCCAUAUUUGGCAGCAGAGUGUCUACCAAAUUAAAUGUCAACAUAACCUAACCUAACAGCUUCUUAAACACUGAUUUCGAGCGAGAUAUAUCACGGCUUUCAAAAUGCACACAUCUACUAAUUUUGUUCUACGUGGUGGUGAUGCGGCAUUUGCUAAUAGGCAGAAAUUAUUGUUUGAUCAGCUCUCGAUCGCUGAAAACAAGUGUAUUAAAAAUGAUAGAUCUGAAACAAAUGAUACCAAAAUGGAGGUGGAUGAAUGCGGUAGAAGUUCAACCUUGAGAGAGGAUCGGAAACGAAAGAGAGAAACUAAAAAAUUUCGUGGCAAGGAAAGCAUCUUUAAGCGUCCUGAGGGUCCUGCACCUCGUGCAACUUUCAGAAACAUUCCAGAUUAUCAUAGGAAUCCGCACAAAUGGGUCAAAUAUAGUCUGGACGAUGUAUCCAGUGAAGACAUGACAGACCGCAGUAAUACACAAGCUGCCAUGUCAUUUUUGAGAGAACUAAAAGCUCGCAGGAAAAAUGAAGAAGUUAAUCAGUAUGAAGAGAACAUGGAUGUUGAGCCUUGCAAGUCAAAUUUACAAGAUUCUGUAGAGAUGCAGUUUAAAUCUAAAAAACGUACAUUAAAAUCACAAAUAACAUUUAGAAAGCCUCAAAAUGAAGCAACAGAAAAUUCUGAAACAGUUAUUAUAAAAUCAGAUGACAGGCCUGUAUUCAGAAGCAGUAAAAUUAUUUUGCCAGAAUAUGUGGUUGGACAGAAACCAAAGAAGAUAAAUAAACAGGAUCGGCCUGUAAUUAAAAUUGAUCGUUCAAAAGAACUUAAAUUGGACCACUUACAGGAACCAGAUGAAGAAGAUAAUUAAAAAAUGUAUAAUAAACUAUAAUUUUGUUCUACAUGGUACAAAAUUUAUUAGUAAGUACCAUAUAUGCGUUUCUUAAGAAUUAAGUUCAUACUUGUGCAUUUGUAUAUAUAUAUAUAUAAAGUAUAUGAACAAACAUAAACAUUGUCAAUGUCACGUAUAUGUAACCAGGCAUUACUGAGUUCCGAUAAUCUCGGCUCUCUGGGCUCUUCGGGCUCGCGUAAAGAUACACGUCGGUCUUGCGCUGCGCGUGAACU